Molecule: messenger RNA, 779 nt
Organism: Conger conger (European conger)
Lineage: Eukaryota; Metazoa; Chordata; Actinopteri; Anguilliformes; Congridae
Exons: 2
Coding region: 15-650 (211 amino acids)
Biological process (GO): regulation of transcription by RNA polymerase II
Cellular component (GO): nucleus; transcription regulator complex
Molecular function (GO): DNA binding
Source: RefSeq, a predicted model, not a curated record
CACAAGCAGCAGCCAUGCUCCGAGGGUGGACGAAGGCGAACGGUCGGAUAAUGGAGGAGAGGCUAAUAGCAGCGGUUGCGGAUUAUCCUGAGUUAUACAACUCGACUCUAAGUUCUUACAAGGACGCGGAUAAAAAGGCGAAGGCGUGGAGAGCUGUCAGCCUUCAGGUGGAAUUGCCGGAGGAGGACUGCAGGCGGAAGUGGAAGAGUCUGAGGGACAUGUUCAUCAAGGACAAGCGGUCGGAGCAGCGGCGCCGUGCGUCGGGCGGGAUCCACCGCAGCUGGAAGUACAGCUGGCAGAUGGCCUUCCUCACGCCCUUCAUCCAGUCGCGCAGCAGCCAGAGCAGCCUGGCGCCGGACGAGCUGGACGAGGAGCACGACGACGACAAGGACGACGACAAGAUGGAGGGCGGCGGGAACGCCAGCUUCGUCAUCCACGAGAUGGAGGGCGAGCCGGGCGACGCGGACGCGCCCGCGGGCUGGCAGGGCCCGCGCAGGAAGAGGCGCUGGCAGGUGGAGGGACUGGAGGGCGCGGAGGACGAGAUGUUCCUGCUCAGCCUGGUGCCCUACCUGAAGCGCCUCUCCUACGAGAAGAAGAGCGCCAUCAAACUCAAAUUCCACCAGCUGCUGUACGAGGCGGAGUUCCAGUAGCCCCAGCCCUGCCCGCUCUCCGCUCUGUGUUUCUGUUUCUGUUCCUGUUCCUGUUUCUGUUCAGCACAGCCUCGUUAUGGCGGCCGUGCACACGUUUACCGUCUUUAGCAUGUUGUAGCACCUCCAGCA